AUGGAGCCUCUUUCGGCAGCGGCGGGAGACUCAGAAACAACUCACUUGGUGAACCCCCGGACUCCCCGCAACGCCGGCAGCCUCCGUCUCAAGAGCCUCUUCACAGAGCAUUCAAAGUCACCCUCGGAAGAACAAGGUCCACCGGAGCAGCCUCAGUUCCGCCACUGCCACAUAGACCCCAUCCCUCGGGCUGGCCUUAGCCCUGAGCAGCUACAGGCCCAGAAGCAACUGUGUGCUGCCUGUGCUGUCUGUUUCCUCUUCAUGGCAGGGGAAAUUGUGGGUGGAUAUUUAGCACACAGCCUAGCCAUCAUGACUGAUGCCGUCCACCUGCUGGCAGACGUGGGUAGCAUGGCAGGCAGUCUCUUUUCCCUGUGGCUCUCCACUCGCCCAGCCACUCGAACCAUGACCUUUGGCUGGCACCGCUCAGAAACCCUAGGGGCUUUAGCCUCUGUGCUGUCCCUCUGGAUUGUCACUGCUGUCUUGCUCUAUCUGGCCUUCGUGCGCCUCCUGAACAGUGACUACCACAUUGAGGGAGAUGCCAUGUUAAUCACCGCAGGCAUUGCCGUCUGUGCCAAUCUUUUAAUGGCUUUUGUGCUGCACCAGGCUUCUCCCGGACAUAGCCAUGGGUCCAAGGGAACUGAGUAUGCUCCGUUGGAGGAGGGGCAAAGGGGUCCUCUGAAUAUCUACAACACCAGCGUGCGAGCAGCUUUUGUGCACGUUCUGGGGGACUUACUUCAAAGCUUUGGGGUUCUGGCUGCAUCUAUCCUCAUCUACUUCAAGCCCCAGUAUAAAGCUGCUGACCCCAUCAGCACCUUUCUGUUCUCCAUCUGUGCCCUGGGUUCUACUGCUCCCACCCUCCGGGAUGUUCUUCGGAUCCUGAUGGAAGGUUCUCCCCCUGGCAUUUACUACGAACCAGUUCGGGACCUGUUACUGUCAGUGCCAGGAGUCAAGGCAAUUCAUGAGCUGCACUUGUGGGCACUGACCCUCACUUAUCAUGCUGUUUCUGCCCAUCUCGCCAUUGACGCCACUGCAGACCCUGAGGCCACCCGGGCAGAAGCCUCCUCACUGCUCCACACCCGAUUUGGAUUUAGUAGCAUCACUCUCCAAGUGGAGCAGUACCAGCCUGACAUGGCGCAGUGCCCAAGCUGCCAGGAACCCCCUCAGGCCUGAGCCUUUCAGGCUUCCCCACUUAUCUUUCUUCCUGCUGCCCAGGGAC
Messenger RNA from Gracilinanus agilis (Agile Gracile Mouse Opossum), 1216 nucleotides. It is a transcript of the gene SLC30A3, whose product is annotated as solute carrier family 30 member 3. Gene Ontology annotation, biological process: zinc ion transmembrane transport; response to zinc ion. The coding region runs from base 1 to 1170 and encodes 389 amino acids. Gene Ontology annotation, cellular component: plasma membrane. The transcript has 8 exons. NCBI's taxonomy places the organism in Eukaryota, Metazoa, Chordata, Mammalia, Didelphimorphia, Didelphidae. Gene Ontology annotation, molecular function: zinc ion transmembrane transporter activity. The record is from RefSeq and is a predicted model, not a curated record.